Messenger RNA from Mycosarcoma maydis (corn smut), 2754 nucleotides. RefSeq lists its product as uncharacterized. Lineage: Eukaryota; Fungi; Basidiomycota; Ustilaginomycetes; Ustilaginales. The record is from RefSeq and is a predicted model, not a curated record. The coding region runs from base 1 to 2754 and encodes 917 amino acids. The transcript has a single exon.
AUGGCGGCACGAUCGUGUGCCAAACGUGCGCACCAGCUCACCACCUCGACUCUCAGCUGGGGCGUGGGGCCCUCUCGCUUGCCCACAACCUCUGCGUGCGCUUGCCAUUUGUUUACCACUUCCACGCCUGUUGCACUUCGCAACAAUGCUUCUGACCACAAGUUCAGCACGUCAGCAAGUGUCUAUGAUGAGUCCUCUUCUUCGGCAUCAGCUGCGGCGAAGAAUGCGGAGCCACCAAGCUCGUCGAAAACAGCGAGCAUCGGGCUCUUUGCUGGAGAAGACGCGAAUGCGGAACCCACAUUAGAAUACCUCGACUCACUCAAACCCAGAGCAAGACGAAUCCAGAGAGGAGAGCAGCGACCUAAAAGAGGCACCGUCAACCCAUUCGCAAAGUCCUCCAGCAACAAGAACAAUGCCGAAGACAAGCAAUGGGAGCGCACACGAGCCCGCAUCAACGCCUCCUUCACCAGAGACCAGCUCGCAUCGCUAGGAAGAGCAGCACGACUCCCCGGAAGCUACGCUAGAACCGUAAAGAAAGACGAUCUCGUCCGUCGCAUCAUGAUUCAUCGUUUCGGUAUGGAAGACGCUCGCGAAAGGGCUGAAAGAGAGAAGCGGGAGGAACUUGACAAACGAUCGGUACAUAUCAGCUUCCGCCCUGCAGAGCUGUACUUGUUACUUGCUAGAGGAUCGAAUCGAGUUCGACAAGAAGCCAGCAAAGCGCAGGUUGUCAUGCUACCUCAAGGGCCGGCGAAGGAGAAACAGCAAAGCUCUUCAGGCUCUGCUUCCACCGAAACCAAGCUCGGAUUUUGGAUCAGAGGCAAGGAUGAGGGCAUCAAACGAAUGACCAAGUGGGUGGAAGGGUUCAAGCAGUCAAUCAAAACCAAAGAGGAGACUAUUGUUCUCUUCGCCGAGGCGCGCAAUACAGAAACGACCUCAGAGACUGGCUUCAGCGAAGUGCUCCCCGCAGAGCUGGUGCGCUACAUCUCCCAGCUCUCGCGGUGCUUUUUGGAAGCCAGCCCGAUUCAGCAUGGUAAAGUGACACUGUCGCUCGCGUACCUGGAUGAGCGAGAUGCUGGAAAGGCCGUGCUACUCUUGCGUCAGUAUCACGCCGAAGCUGCCAAAGCCAUCCACCGCAUUGGCGCAGCAGCAUACAGCGACAACUUCAGCAAUUCUCGAAAAUAUUCGAUGCUUCCGUUCGUGCCCAACGAGCCAACACCAUGGAUCAAGCAGGCCGACGACCUUCUGUACGGCUCGCACUCGGACUUCUCGUUCCGAGUCUCAUACGUGCCCGAGUUGAACGCGUUUUCGAUGCUUUCGACGACCAAAUUUCCCGAGAUGAAGCUCAGUGGAUGGAGCCAUCAAGGCGAGUUGCAGUUCGUGGAGCCUUUCCGCGCCUUGAUCGAAUCUGCCACUACCCAAUCCGCAGAAUGUGAUGCAGUGGAAUGCAGCGCUGAACUCGGUCACGUGCUGUUCGAUGCUGGAGGUCUCACGCUUGCCGAUGAAGGUCUGAGCGAAGAAGAAAUUGUCUUACGCUUGCAAGACCCACUCGCAGCACCUCUUUCUGGCAGCUGGCCGAUCCAGUCUGCCCUACAUUGGGCACGUCAAUUCCACACGCGGUUCGGCCGCGAGGCCUCCCGCUUUGUACCCAGCACACUCUUCCGAUCGCAGAAGAACUCCUCGCUUGACGUUUGGCUUGAAAGACAAGGUUACAUGCUUGCAACAAGCGAGCAGGGGGCUUUACCCAGUGAACGCUUGGUUUUGGUGUACCAGCCGGCUGAUGCGGGCUACUUGGGACAGAGGAGAAAGCUAGAGAUUGUGCUGGUUCGACAGCAGAACGAAUCGAAUCUUGCCGAAGCGGCGAAAGGAGGAUGGCAGAUCCACCAGACCAGAUGGGUUUCGGAGGCACAAGCAGACCUGAUGGUGCCUGAUAAGGGUGCAGAUCUGAGGCUUGUUGCUAAGACGUCAGUCGCACUCGAGGCUGAAGAGCUGGCCGCAGUGGAAAGCGGUCUGGCGUCGUGCCUAAGCCCUCGCCCCCAGUCUGCUGCUGCUAAGGCGGCUGUGGAAGAAGUCGAAAGUGGCGGAGCUGCCGGAGAAGCCGAGGUUGACGAGAUGGAACAUGUCAGAACCGAUGUUGAUGCCGUUCUAGGCGACGAGACUGAAGUUGUGGAGCGAUCGUCCACCUCUGCCCCAGAGGCUGAGUCGAUGUCGACAUCCAACCUUUCAGCGAAUGCCGGAGUGAUCCGACCGUCGACGCUUGACCUUGGCUCAGCGGGCAAAGUGGCGUUGGAAAGCGUGAUGAGGUCGACCGUGCAGACGUACGUCCAACGCUCUGCUCUCCCUGUAGCAUCUCCUUCUCCAGAGCCUGACACUGUCUCUGAGCCGCCAACUGCGAUUGACGACUCGGCUACUACACCAGCAGUUGACGUUGUCGAGCAACGACCCGCCUCGCCAGAAACGGGUGCUGUCUCCACGACUCCGUUCGCAACAACGAAGCAAGAAGGAGUGAGUGCCCAAGUAGCCCCUGUAUCCGAUGCAUCUACGCAGCCAACUGCAACUUCGGAAUCAGUCGCAUCCGCUUUCUCGCCGAUCCUCAUCCGUGAGAUCUCGCAAGACAGCAUCACCAGACUCACCUCACAAUCGCUUCGCAUCACGUGGCGUCUACGCGCAUCAUCCGAACCAAGCGCGCCCGAAUGGACUUCAGUCGUAGAACCCAUCUCGGCGCUAUUGGAACAACACGAUUUGUUCACUCGCUAA